Molecule: messenger RNA, 483 nt
Organism: Adineta steineri
Lineage: Eukaryota; Metazoa; Rotifera; Eurotatoria; Adinetida; Adinetidae
Source: the annotation of a GenBank genome assembly
AUGAGUGAUGUAUCAUUUAUUCCUCGUAUAAAAAGUAAACGUCGAGCAACAACAACUCUUUCGAAAUCAAUUUCACGUUCGAAAUAUUCACAUCAUCAAAAACAAAAGCAAUCAUUUCUUGUUACCGAUGAAGGAAAUCAUCUUAUUCCAUUAGAUUCUCAUCAUAAUCAUCAUCAUCGUCUUCAAGUUGCAAAAAUGCGACGAGAAAUGAUUCAAGCUAUUUCUCAUAUUCGUUUUAUUGCUUCGCAUUGUGCACGUAGAGCAUUCAUUGAAUCUAUCCGCGAUGAAUGGAAAUUUAUUGCUAUAGUUAUUGAUCGUUUACAAUUUAUUGUUUUUUCAACAAUUACAAUUAUUGGCACAUUUACUUUACUUUUUCAAGCUCCGAAUUUAUUUCAUAUAGAGGAAGUUGAUCAACAAAAACUUGCACGAUUUUCAAAUCCAAAUUUAACUAUUAAUGAACUUAUUCUAACUACUCGAACGUAA